Molecule: messenger RNA, 2769 nt
Organism: Peronospora matthiolae
Lineage: Eukaryota; Oomycota; Peronosporomycetes; Peronosporales; Peronosporaceae
Source: the annotation of a GenBank genome assembly
AUGAAGAACGCGGCGACGGAUCGCGCGCGCGGGGUGUCAAUCGAGACGGACGUACCGUCCACUGUGUACACGCUGGAUUUGCAUCGACUGAGCGAUCUUGCUCGUGUGUCGAUGGCAGAGCUCGUGCGUGGUAUGCAGCAGCUGGAAGACGUGGUCGAGAUGCAGGGCGUCGUGGUGAACCGAGGCCAGGACGUGCCGUUUGAAGCCGUGGGUCGGACGCCAGAGGACAUUGACCACGCUGAUAGUCAAGAUGAUAGUUUCAUGCACGUACAGGAUGCAGGUUCGGGGAUCAAGCAAGUGCUGCUCACUGCAGCGUCAAGUACCAUGUGUUUAGAUGGCUCGGACACGCCCAAGUGUCUGCUGAUGCUCGGCGAGUAUACGCUGAUGGAGCACAUUUUGGCCCAGCUGUUUGUUGCAGGGAUCCAGCGCGUGGUCGUGAUUAUCUCGUACUUUGGACACGAGAUCAUGACACACGUGAAGGAGAGCUUUCUGUACACAAAGCUGCAGAUUGAGUUUCUUAACCUUGGAGAAGAGACUUCGUAUGGACAUGCACGGACGCUGUUGUCGGCGCGAGAGAUGUUUACGGAACCGUUUUUGAUCCAUACGGCAGACCAUGUGUUUGAUCGAGCGAUAAUUAGUCGCUUGGCACAAUUUGAUCUGGACGAUUGCGUUGCGUGUGUGCUGGUGGAUACAGACAAGAAUGCAGUAAAGGGGUUGCCGUCUACUGCAGGCAAAGUGCGCUUGAAUUCGUCCGACGGCACGAUCAGCGAGAUUGGACGAGGACUGAAGCACUUUGAUGCAAUUGACGCAGGCUUGUUCUUGGCCACUAAGGAACUGUUCGCUGCACUAGAGAUGCUGGCAUACGAGAAGCCAAAGUUUUCGCUGGCAGAGGCGUUGAAUGUGCUGCGUCCGAGUUACGGGUUGAAAUUUGUGGAGACAGAUGGUGAUGCAUGGCUGAGCGUCGAGACUCAAGUGCAGCUGGAUGAGAUUGUGGCUAACAACAGCAUUGCGUUGCUGUCGCUGUGGCCUGUGAUUGUUGCCAAGGAGCCAGUCGAAGAAGCCUCAACUACAUCUGGCGGGAAAAACGUUUUCCUGGCUGUUUCAGCUGCGGACGAUGACUCCGUUUUGCGCGCAGUGAAGGCACAUGUCCGUCAGCCAGCACAUGUGUUUGAAGGAUUUGUAGUGGGUGUAGACCAAGUGCGGGAGGUCGGUGUUGAGGACAAAACAGCACCUGCCCGGGAGUCGAUUCAAGCUCACGAAAACACACCGCUGCUUGAUCGUUCGGUGCGAACAGCUUCGCAUCGAGACCGUGAUGCAGCAGACAUACCCUUGACUAUAUGGCGCCAGCGGGGUUCGUUUCUGAAGCAGGCCGGACAUUCUUUCGUGCUAUCCAUGCCUUACAACGAGCCAUCUGACGUCACAGUUGGUAUUGCCACGGCAGAAGAUGAGCAUAGGAUACCAUCAGCUGCGGUGCAACACGCAUAUCUCAUCCAGCUCCCGCAAGUCACGGCUGCUAGAGAUGGAUCUGGUGCGGUGCAGGAAACGUUGCAGCAGUUUGUGCUGGCUGUGCCCAGCAGCGAUACGUUGUAUAAGCGCCCAGGUUUAUCACGCCGUUUGUCGUCACUGCCAUCAGCUGUUAAAGCUAUUAAGGUGGAAACGGUAGAGUUUUGCGAUAGCACAAUGAAACUGCGGUUGCUCGUUAAGCGGCAGGUGCCUUUCGCUGGUUACGUCCUGCUGCUGGCGUCACUGGUUUCAAUUUCAUCUUUGGGCACAGCGCUGGAAUCGCAGCGCAACGUAAACCCUUUCAUGAAAUUUUUCUGGCGAUUAACUGCUUCGCUGGUCGUGUUCAUUCCUCUUGCUGGAGCUGCGCUGUAUGACCGAGGCCCACCACGAUUUUCAACGCAAAAUAUGAUCCACUUCCUGACGUGCUCAAUAUCGUACGCGGUUUUUCUCACCACAUUCUUAUGGUCACUGUCGCACACAUCCAUUGACCACGCUUACAUAUUCAAUAACUGCCACUCGCUACUCAUGGUCGUCGGACGGCUGAUGCUUGGGCGAUACGUAUCGCAGUUUGAGGGCCUGGGUACUGCCAUUGGUGUGAUUGGUGGAGCACUUACAACUUUGGAUCACCAGCCGUCAUCUUCAACGGGCGUUGAAGUGGUGCAGGUGUCGUUAACUGGCGAUCUCGUUGCCCUUGUGGGUGCUCUGGGAGGUGCUCUUUAUCUCUUGACUGUCAAGAAGUUGCGUACCGAGAUUGAUGUCAGCAUUUUGUUUGCUGGCAUGUUCUUAUUGCUUACACUACUCACAUUCCCGGUCUUUUCACUACUUGACAUUCCGUUCGAGGCAUCCCAAGAUCCUGACAUUGGCCUUUUCGGCUGGCUGCAUCCGUCACGUGCAGCAUCGGAAGCUUACAUUGUGCUCGUUUGCACACUCGUCGGUACGGUGGGCUAUGUUGCCGUUAUGAAGUACUUUGCUCCGAUUGUCAUAUCUGUCGUGAUGCUUGUGGAGCCCGUGCUGGCUGCUUUCAUGGCCGUCGCAGUGACUGCUGAUACAUUUCCCGGUCUGCUCACAGUCGUGGGUUCGUCGCUAAUUAUUGCUGGCACGGCUCUCGUGAUCGCAUCUAAUUCAUCCCGGACCCAAGCAGUUGAUGCGACAUUGGCCAUUUCGUAUGCCUCAAGUGAUGCAUCCCAAAAUCUCAGCUCUACGAUUUCCGGCGGCUUCAAGCUGCGACAUAUGACCACCCCAACGACGAAUGUAAGAUACGUUUAA